This is a messenger RNA of Pseudopipra pipra, 6069 nucleotides long. RefSeq names its product PPFIA binding protein 2 (gene PPFIBP2). Gene Ontology annotation, cellular component: presynaptic active zone. The record is from RefSeq and is a predicted model, not a curated record. Gene Ontology annotation, biological process: neuromuscular junction development. The coding region runs from base 855 to 3671 and encodes 938 amino acids. NCBI's taxonomy places the organism in Eukaryota, Metazoa, Chordata, Aves, Passeriformes, Pipridae. Gene Ontology annotation, molecular function: protein binding. The transcript is spliced from 27 exons.
UCUUGCCAGAGCAUUGCGUUGCAUAUGCAUUUAUCUCAGUGUUGCAAGUUUGAAAAGUUGCCAUGCUAUGAGAUUUCAGCUUCAGCAGGAACAGACAAAUAUCUUGGAAGGGUAUCAUCAUCUUCUGUUAAGAUGGAAAAUCGCCUCUUUGGCAAUAGCAGUAUUUAUGGGAUCAUUAACUUAUUCACAGGCUCGUCCUUGAAUUCCUCCUCUUUUAUAAUAUCUUUUGAGAGGACAGGCAAGUAAUUCAAAGAGCAGAGCUUAUUUUUAGGUUUAGUCUGAGCCUGAAAUAAAUUGAGAAGGCUGAGUAGUGUUACAAUAAACAGGGAGUAAAACAGAGACAGGAAAUAGGGGGUCUUUGGUAAUGAGUUCCAGCCACUCUUGAAACAGAAAGCCAGAGAAAGCAUUACUUGAAAAAUAGUUUCUCAGUGACAGCUUAAUAAUUUUUAGCUUGUUAUUCAACAUUAAAGGGGAACAGAUUUUGCAGAUUUCUACUGUUCUUGAAAGAUCCUUUUUUAAAGAUCAUUUAGCAAGUUAUAUUUUUGAUGAUUUCAGAGUCGCAUUGUUCUUGUUGCUAACUGAUCUGCUGUUUAAAAAAACCAGAUGUUUGGGGGAGAGCCUGAAGUUUAUACAGUUGUGUGUUAUAUAUACAUCUGUGAGAAGCCUUUGGGAUAAGACCGUGGGACAGGGGCAGGAGAUUUAGCUUAAAAUAUGAACAGGCACUGAAGGUUUCAGAAGUUGAGGGUUGAAAGGGGAAGAAAUCACAGCUAUAUCCUGUAGAACAAAGCAGUGCGCUCGCUUCCAAAAGUUUCUUUUUAACCCUGGGAAUGUAACUGCUGAGAUGGGCCCAAAGCAUGGAUGGUGAGAUUGAUAUUUACAAGCACUUCACGUGGCUAAAGAGGUCACAGGUGAAUCAUCAUCCAUCCAAUAAUGAAACUUAUCAAGAAAGGUUGGCACGAUUAGAAGGUGAUAAAGAGUCGCUCAUACUGCAGGUGAGUGUUCUUACAGACCAGGUGGAAGCUCAGGGAGAAAAAAUCCGGGACUUGGAAAUCUGUCUUGAGGGGCAUCAGUUGAAGCUGAAUGCUACAGAAGAAAUGCUUCAACAGGAAUUGCUGAGUCGCACAUCGCUGGAGACACAGAAAUUAGAUCUGAUGGCUGAAGUUUCAGACCUGAAGAUUAAGCUGGUUGGUAUGGAAAAGGAACAGAGUGAAUAUGAAGAGAAACAGAACAAAGCUGAGUCAGUAGUGAACCUGAUCAGUGACCUACAGGAGCAGAUGUGUAGACUGCAGCUGGAAAUUAAUAGUAGAAUCCAAGAAAGAAAGUCUCAAGAUAGGAAACCAGACUUGACACCUAAUGGUCCUCAAUCUGGCCCAAGAUCAGUAGAGACUCUGAGCCAGAAGAAUUGUUCUUGGUGUGAUGGUUUGCUGCAGGAACUUAGGCACCUCAAAAUUAAAGUGGAAGAGCUGGAAAAUGAAAGAAAUCAAUACGAGUGGAAAUUAAAAGCAACUAAAGCUGAGAUAGCCCAGCUUCAAGAGCAAUUAGCUCUCAAAGAUGCAGAGAUAGAACGCCUGCAAAGUCAGCUCUCUAGGACCUCAUCAUACAGCGAAGUGGCAGAAAGAGAGGAAGUUUAUAGGAGAAGGCUAAAAGAAAAACAUCAAGAAGUUCAGCGACUGAAGAUAGGAAUGGAAUCGUUAUUGGCUGCAAAUGAAGAAAAGGACCGUCGAAUAGAGGAGCUGACGCUGUUGCUAAGCCAGUACAGGAGGGUCAAAGACAUCAUGAUUGCAGCUCAUGGCUCUUCUGUCUCUGGUGGCAGUGAAGAGGAAGUUGAGAUAACUUUAAGGAAGUGGAAUCUUUUGAAUAAUUCUCAAGGAGAAUUACUGAAAACAGAGGCCUCUUCAGGAGAAUUGUCACAAGCUGUGCUCCCUCCAGUGCCACACAAAGCUAUGGAAAUCAGUGGAAGCAUUCCAGUAUCUUCGACUAAUAUGACCUCUCCACAAGAAGAAUCUUUGGAAAUCAUAAACAGGGUUCCACAGAAAAAAAAGUCAAGUAGUUUAGAAGACUUGCAGAGUGAAUCCCUGGAAAAGUAUGUAGAUGGAAAACCAGCACAGCCUGUUGUAGAACAAGAGAGUAAGCCAGUUGUGAAGGGCAGCAAGUACCAAACCUUGCCAGGAAAGAUGCCCCGACCCUUGCAGAAUGGAGAGCAGGGAACGUAUCACUCUCCGGAUGGAUGUGGGAUGAGCGAGGAAAACGGCGUCCCGGGCCUGAAUCGCAUCAGGAGUGUCAGUGCACCAGUGCUAGGAGAAACAGAGAACAUGGAUGGUACAGUAGUCUCAGACGACCCUUCACCUCUUUCUUCGGGAACAGAUUCAAGUCCACAGUCUCCAUGGUCUCCAGAAAACAGAAAGAGUCCAAAAGGGAUCAAGAAAAUCUGGGGAAAAAUAAGAAGAACUCAGUCAGGUAACUUCCCUGCAGACGACCUGGGGUUGGCAGAGUUCCGAAGAGGUGGCCUCCGUGCUACAGCUGGGCCUCGGUUAUCCCGGUCCAAGGACACCAAAGGCCAGAAGAGUGACUACAACGCUCCAUUUGCUCAGUGGAGCACCGAGAGAGUUUGUAACUGGCUUGAGGACUUUGGUCUCGGCCAGUACGUCAUUUUUGCACGGCAGUGGGUGACGUCGGGCCACACACUGUUAACUGCCACACCUCAGGACAUGGAAAAGGAAAUGGGAAUAAAGCAUCCACUGCACAGGAAGAAAUUGGUUUUGGCCAUUAAGUCAAUAAAUGCAAAACAGGAUGAGAAGUCUGCACAACUUGAUCAUAUCUGGGUGACACGAUGGCUCGAUGACAUUGGCUUACCUCAGUACAAAGACCAGUUUCAUGAAUCCAGAGUUGAUGGGAGGAUGUUGCAGUACUUAACUGUGAAUGACCUUCUCUUUCUGAAAGUCACCAGUCAGCUGCAUCAUCUGAGCAUUAAAUGUGCCAUUCAUGUGCUGCACGUCAACAAUUUCAACCCCCACUGCCUACGCAGGAGACCGGUUGAGGAGAACAACGUGUCGCCUUCUGAUGUGGUUCAGUGGUCCAACCACCGAGUGAUGGAAUGGCUCAGAUCAGUGGAUCUGGCAGAAUAUGCACCAAACCUUCGAGGGAGCGGAGUGCACGGGGGCCUGAUUAUUCUCGAACCUCGCUUCAACGGGGACGCGCUGGCCAUGCUCCUGAACAUCCCACCUCAAAAGACCCUCCUGCGCCGCCACCUCACCACCAAUUUUAACGUAUUAAUUGGACCAGAGGCACAGCAAGAAAAAAGAGAAAUAAUGGAGUCAGCAGCAUACACACCUCUGACCACCACUGCCAAAGUCCGGCCAAAGAAACUUGGAUUUUCCCACUUUGGAAACUUAAGAAAAAAGAAGUUUGAUGAAUCAACAGACUACAUUUGCCCUAUGGAUACAAACCCAGCUGCUACGAAUGGUACUCCAAAAAACUAUGGUGGAUACAAAGGACUUAGUCCUUUCACUGAUAGGGAACUGGAUCAGAUGGAACACUCAGAAGGCACAGUAAUGCAAAUAGGGGCUCUUUCUCAAGGCAUAAGCCAGCUUACGGUAGGUACUCAUUUCACUCUUGUUCUGAAGUCACAAAUGUGUUCUGUCUGCUACAAUUCAGUGAAAGUUUGUCAUUGAUGGUGGUAGUUAAGAGUAAGUGGGUCACUAUUCUUGUUAAAUACCUCCUUAGAGCCUGGUUGGGCAUUUGGUAAAGAAACCACCCUGCUUUUAAAUUGCUCUAGAAAUUAAGUUUCACUUAGGCCUAUUUAAGUUUUCAUGAACUGCUGUCUCUUUAACACAAUGACAGAUAUUCAUCCCCUUAAAUGAAAACAAUUCUUCAAAGAUUUUGCACCACCAAAUGCCUCAGUCGCAGCAAGGACUAGGAAUGUCCUAGGUACAGACUUGAAAAUGUAUAUGAGCUAAAACUCCAUGGAAAACAAACAACCCCCCCCCCUCAUUAUUAACUCCACAGAGGCUAAUUUCUUAAAAAACAAAAAUAAGGGACUGAAUGAUAUAAUGAAGAAUUAUAUAAGGUAGUUGAGUCGCAUGCCACACACAAGCUCUCUAAGGAUUUCCUCAAGCAAAAAAGUGUAUUUGAAGCUAUAUUCAAGAAAUUCCUUUUAACUGUGUGCAGCUCUAACCCCCCCUGUUGUGAGUCUGAUCUCAUUACAGCUGGGUUUCUGCGACUGAACACUUUCUCACUCCUUCCCUCCCAUCUUGCCUUUUCAGACGCUGUUAAGCCAGGAUGAAAUGCUGAAUGACAGCAAGUUUUUAGCACCUACCUUUGAAGACUGGAGAUGAUGUUCCAGCGUGACCAAGAACACUACUCAUACCUCAUGCCUGUCAGGAGUGGCCAGGAGCAGCUGAAGGCCCUGGUGCAGGAUGGCUUUACCUCUCUUCUACUACUGUGACUUAGCACAUAGCAUUUAAUGUAGCCACACCUCACAGGUAACUCUCCUCUGUGCUGUUUUUCCACAUAGUGUCAUAUGAAAUAGGUGUUGGGAGAAGAAUGGGACUCAGAUCCAGAGUCUGGAAAGCCAAGACUUAGCACCCUGUUUUACCCUUUCAUUCAGUCCUCUUUUACAUGCUGUGUUACAAGAAAGACCUUUUGUAAUAUUUUUUAUUUUUAUAAUUGACUUGUAACAUAGGAAUCAUUAAUACACUAUUGUACCGUGUGGGCGUCCAUCAGAGCUACCUGGAAAUUCAGGUGGAUGCUGGUGAGUGCAGCAGUGAUGGCUCACUCAGUACUACUCUGGUCUUGCCAGACUGGUUCCCAUAAAGGAUUUUAAUCUCUCAUCCCUUUCACUAGCACAUGUUCUGCCCUCUUUUUAUCUAAGUCAGUGCAGUGUGGACUGGGAAGAAUGGAACAUAAUGCUGUCCAUCAAACCCUUGAUUUUAUCAGGAGGACAGCAAGCUAGCAUGUUCACAAAUCUUCCUCUGAUGCAAAAAGAUGCUGAACUACACCAGGAUUGUAACUCCAAGACUACCGGAAAAGUAUCAUAAUAAAACAAAUAUUUAUUUCUUUAAAACGCCUGGCAAAACAGAUCUGUUGCUAUUCUGCUGAGCUAGGCAUGACUGCAGCAGAGGGAAUUAUGGCUUCUCACUACUUACUUGAGGGGCUGCUUGAGGGUGAAACCAUCUCCUUUACAGCAGCAAUUACUUGUGGCAUCUGUUUACAUGUGCCCUCUCUUGUAUUAAUGAGCUAUCAACAAGCUAUGUUAGUAAACAGGGAAAUGCCAGACAGAAAUCUGCUUAGCUGUAAGGAAAAGACUUUGUAUCUGGCUGGUUUGCCUUACUCUCUCACUCUCUUGCAACACUCACUGACUGCAGGGUGUUGUUUUACAUACUAAUAGAGCCUGAGGGCAGGUCACUGCCAGCCACAACCCUCCCAAAUAAAGGGGAAAUCUGCAGUAUUGUCCAGAGCAUGCAGCAAGGGCUCUUUGAGAACUACCAGUGGCACUUUUUGAAGGUGACCUAUCCUACCCCUCACUCCAUGAGUUCCCUGUGGCAGACCUUGGAGUGUACGGUCAGAUUUAGGAAGCUAAACACAUGAUUUUUAUGGUUCAAAAUGAUAGAGCCAAAGCAAAUUCUUUUCAGUUGCUGAAAAAUUAAAUGAUAAUGGAAAAUCCAUAAGGCAUGAGAUGUCAGUCUGCACAUCAGCCAACUACAAAUGUUUAAUAAAAGCUAUUAAAUGUACCAGUCUGGCAGUGCAGUCAGUACUAGUGACCAGAUCAGGCAUCAUGGGCAUUUGAAACACCUUUCCAGGUUAAUUAGCCAGCAGACUGCAAAUGGGAUAAACUGCUCCAGCAGAGGCAGCCUUAGUGUCACUGGGAUAUUCCAAACAGAUUUUCCUAUUUCUUUCAAAGCUGUGUUUAUAACUCAGUGUGUUGUUGUGCUAACUUGGCUGUGAAUAGUCAAUCUACAAAAUUACUGAUUUUUUUUUUUAAAUAUAAGUAGUAAGAAAUCCUAAUUAGCAUAACACUGGUAUAAAUGCUUAUUUUUUGACUGUUAGCAAUAAAUUCUGGAUGUUCCUUUA